This is a messenger RNA of Phodopus roborovskii (desert hamster), 1330 nucleotides long. RefSeq names its product disks large homolog 5. The record is from RefSeq and is a predicted model, not a curated record. Bases 1 to 1248 code for a protein of 415 amino acids. NCBI's taxonomy places the organism in Eukaryota, Metazoa, Chordata, Mammalia, Rodentia, Cricetidae. The transcript has 7 exons.
AUGGGUUCUAGAGAAGGGAAAGGGCUGGUGGUACCCUGGGGAUGGGGAGCUUGUGCAGAAAGAACGCUGAGCACCGAGAGGGUCAAGUUAAUGGCUAUCCUCAGGACUGUGAUCUGUGUCCAACUUGAUGGCAGCUAUGGGAAUGAACAGAUACUGCUGCUCGCUGUGUUUGCUGCAGGCCCUUCUCAGGACAUUCUAUUGUACCCUGGAGAGCUCAUGGCAUUCCAUGAUGUCACCAGUGUUGUAGCAACGCCAACUGCCCUUAGGGCAAUCCUUCAGUGCCUCUCGGUUGUAUCAGUAAGCAUGUUGUCAAGACUGAGGCGACUACUUGGAAGAGAAAAUGGAGAACACCAAGAGACUAUAGAAAGGCAGAAGGAAGCAGGUGUUCAAUCUCAGGAGGCUGCUAUGGAGACAUCAACCCACCCAAGCCUCCUCACCAAGAAACAAGUGAAGAAGGAAAUGGAGAGGCUGAACAGGGAGCUGCAGCUGAUGACCAACCACAGAAAUGAUUUGCGAGAUCGCCUGCUCUUUAUCACUGAGGGAAAUGUGGAAAAAAGGCCUGCAUUCAUAGGGUUCUUUGCUCCUGGGUCCAGUCCCGAUCACAGGCCAAAUCCUUUCUAUAAGAAGCUGAAGACAGAGCAUAAGGAGAUCAUGGAAGAACUACAGAGCUUACAGAAUAAGAACACCAAAGCUUCAGAGAAGUUAGAUGACCUUGCCAAGGAGACAGGCUUCUAUCGGGGUGGGAAAAGGAGCCUGGCAGGACCUUACUAUACAGAGGGUCUUUCCAGCGGUCUGCACAGCCGGCUCCUGAUGGAACAAACUACACUGAAGAAGAAAGUAGACAUGUUGAGGCAGGAGAACAAGAAACAGAUGGAGGAUUGGUUCCUGCUGAAGCACCACUUGAGGGAAUUAAAAUUGAUCUGCAAGAAACAAAAGGAAAAGACCAGCGACCUCCAGACCAAGCAAAAGGAGUUCCAAAGAUUGGAGGAAAAUCUGCAGAUCCUGCUGAAGCAGAAGGAGAUGCUCUCCCAGGAAAAGGACUUGGCAGAAAAGGUGCAGCAUCACUUUGAGAUAUACCAGAUGAGGUCAGAAAAAUUCAAACAUGAGCUGGAACAGGCCACAGCCCAGGAUGAGAGCCUCCUUCAGAAGGAGCUGCUAACCCAGGAACCACCUGCUGAUCUUGAUCCUGAGCAAAUACUGAAUUCCGGGGAUGCCUUUUCUUCUUUGGAUUUUAUUUCCUAUGUGUGAAGAGGCCCCAAUUAUGCCAAGCCAGUGACCCAGCAAGGCUGCCUCUGGGUCCAUAUUCCCUUUUACUUUUAGUUUGGUUUUU